AUGACCUCUCGCAACCCUACUUCGUGGGCAUCUCUGCCAGCUGAGCUCCGUCUCAAGAUCCUGGAGCCCAUCAUCCACGAAAAACCCCCUGGCUGGACUUCCCUUGCCUCUGUAUGCAAAGAAUGGCAGCCUGUGUUCGAGAAGGAAAACUACAAAAAGAUCAAGCUCCGGUCGUCACGCCUUGGCGAGUUUGAGUCCAUGGUGCCGCCGCAGAAGAGGCAUCUCAUUCGCCAUGUUUGGCUCGACAUUGAGUUGCGAAGAUAUAGCACAAGAUGCUGCACUAAACGCAACUCACAAUUGAAGACUCUGGGGCCCACUGUGACCAAGGCGAUACGGAGAAUAUUUUCGAUUCUCAGCAACUGGGAGGCGGGGAAUGGAUUGACGCUGGAGCUCAACGUGGUGUGCCCUAGCGACUCGGAGCAUUGGUUCAGGAAUCUGCACUUCUCUUCCGACUGUGUCGAUGACGAAGAAUUGGCAACUCGUGGCGAAGCUGACCAUCACCAUCACGAUCCAAGCCAUGGUUGGCUUCACGGUGCGCAGGUUGAGGCUCCUGCACGCUCAGCCAUGUACCAGCUUUUCCUGCCUAAAUCUGUCCAACGAGUGGUCAUGUUCCAAGAGUCAACCGAGCUCUACAAUGCAUUAUCGUCAUUUGACGGCCAAAGACAACGCCUGGGCCACCACGACAGAUACGACGAGGCCUUUGCCCACAAAAGCUUGGAGCUGCACCAUCUUGCCGUUUCCUUCAUGGUCGAUGCUGAGCAAAUGUUUACGAAUUGCCAGCCGACUUGGAUCUGGCCAAACCUUCAGACUCUGUCGCUCACAUCACUGAUACUGCAAAGUGAUGUCGGAAAGCGCGGGGCGAUUGAAGCUUUGCUUUGUCGGGCUGGAGAGCUUGUGCGGCAAAUGCCCAAGAUGCGAACGCUUGUGCUCUGGAAUGGCGGAAAAGACCAUGCCUGUGCGUUUAUGUAUUGUGUGGAUGAGAAUGACUAUCCGUCCAUCACAUGGCGCGGCACAUGGGACAUGGUGAUGAGCCCUCGUAUAGUUGAGUCGUGGCAGGACGUUGCGUCGACAUUUCCGUCUUGCAGACUUGAUGUGAGAAACGAGCAUAUUGGAGAGACUGUUGGAUCUCAUGGAGAUGCCAUUUAUUAUUUGAGGCUGCCUUUACAGGUUGUUGAACCUGCAUCACUUUGGCAGAUGCGGAGGGAAGCAAGAGACGUGUAG
Molecule: messenger RNA, 1221 nt
Organism: Trichoderma atroviride IMI 206040
Lineage: Eukaryota; Fungi; Ascomycota; Sordariomycetes; Hypocreales; Hypocreaceae
Source: RefSeq, a predicted model, not a curated record